Messenger RNA from Pollicipes pollicipes, 2773 nucleotides. RefSeq names its product centrosomal protein of 104 kDa. Gene Ontology annotation, molecular function: serine-type endopeptidase activity. The record is from RefSeq and is a predicted model, not a curated record. Gene Ontology annotation, biological process: proteolysis. Bases 88 to 2586 code for a protein of 832 amino acids. Gene Ontology annotation, cellular component: cilium. The transcript has 14 exons. NCBI's taxonomy places the organism in Eukaryota, Metazoa, Arthropoda, Thecostraca, Pollicipedomorpha, Pollicipedidae.
CUCUUUAAGCAGCAGGAGCCGAUAUCCAAGUACGCUGCGCCAGCGGGUCGCGCGCCGCCUGUCCGGCCUGGCCGCGGACGCAAGCUGAUGGCCGGCAUGAUGGUGGGCGACGCCGGAAGUAGCAGUUUCAGCACACCCCGGCAGAUGUCGUCCGUGCUGACCGAUCAGGACAGGAAGGCAGCCGCGCUGCCCAUUGAGGUGUUUGGGGAGCCUUUGGUUGAGCACUUCUACGCCAAGAGUUUCCUCCAGAAGGAGGAAGGGUUCCGUGAUCUGAUGAAUGACCUGAAGAGCGGCGAUGAGAGCGUGAAAGCGGACAAGAAGACCCGGGCUGCCACCUUCCUGCUUAUGCGCGGACUCAAGGACAAGAUGUACACUGUCAGCCAGCAGGCUGUGGAGGCGCUGGCCUACCUGACCGGGCCCUAUGCCAGCCGACACAAGACGUCCAAGCGCGAGCUGAGCAACACGAUGGAGGCGGCACUGCCGGAGCUGAUCCAGAAGCUGGGCGAGAACGCCACGCGCGUCCAGACAAUGGCCGCGGAGGGCCUGCUGCAGCUGGCGGAGACGGCGCACGGCCGUCGCAUGCCCGACGUCACGGCGGCGCUGGCUGCCCCGCUGCGGGGCGCCGUCCACACCCGGGUCGCCCUGGGCAGGAUCGAGACCGUCGAGAGGAUCAUCAUCAAGUACGGCGUCACCAACGAUGACGGACCGCAGUCCACCGAGCAGCUGGCCAAGUUCGCUCUCUCGGCGCUGGAGCAGCCUGGCGACCAGCUGCGCGCGGCCGGCUCCCGGCUGCUGCUGCUCGUGUACCCCGAGGACAGGCAGGUGGUGCGCAGCCUGCUGACAUCUGGCGGAAAGAACAAGAACUCCAACUACCGAUCCCUGCUAGCAGAGCUUGACAGGUUGGACGGCAAGCGGGCGCCGGUGGCUUCGCUGCGGCUCGACUCUCCGGCGCAGCUGCAGCCGGUCCGGGAGGAGGCCGAGGCCAAGCAGCGCCAGGCCACGCCCGACAGUCCCCACCUCAGCCGCGCGCUGCGCUCCAAGACGGUGGCGCCCAUUGUCGAGGCCGAGCCGACGGCCAACGACGACGACGACGAGAGAACGUGCGUCUUCUGCGGCACCGUCGACGACCGGUUCGAGACAGAGGAGGGCAUGGAGUACCACUUCUGGAAGAACUGCCCAAUGCUGACCCGCUGCCCCACCUGCAAGCAGGCGGUGGAGGUGUCCAGCUUCACUGAGCACCAGCUGCGGGAUUGCAAGGAGCAUCGUAACUUUAAGUGCUGCACUAGAUGUCAGGAGGCCAUACCAAAGAAAGACUACGACUACCAUGUGCGAUCUUACGCGUGCAUUCCGGCCAAGUCCGGCCCGGCGGGCAACCACUGCCCGCUCUGUCACCAGAACACCCCACCGUACGAGACUGGCUGGAAACAACAUCUCCUGCAGGACUGCACAGAGAACAGCAGGAACCCACGAGGACUGUCCCGUGCUGGGCGUCGUCCGUCAGUGACACCGCCAACUGCCGCCGGUCGCGCCACGGCCGCCGACCGCGCGCCACGCACGCCGCGCAGCCGCAUCCAGUCCGAGCUGCACUCGCGGCGACGCAGCUCGAUCGGCGGCCCGACCAAGACGCCGCCGGGCAGGGAAAAACCGGGCACCAAGCAAGGGGCGCAGGCGCGGAGGAGGAACUCGCUACCCGCCACUGUAGGCAGGGGACGCGGGCCAGACAAGGGCAGCGAUCAGGGAGGCAGCGGCAACAAGAGGCUGCCGGCUCAGAACGGCAGGUCCAACAGGACGCAGCCUGGAGGACGGCCGGACGCGCAGCGGGGCCGGGACCGGGACGCCAAGAACGCGCGAGACAAGCCCGACCUUGUUGAGGAGCUUUUUGUUAAUGGUAAAGGUAGAGUAAAGUGUGGCAUUCCCAACCGUUCGACCCGUAUCGUGGGCGGCGCGGAGACCGAAGUCCACGAGUACCCCUGGCAGGCGGGUCUGGUGGAGCGCGGCGACACCCGCGUCUGGUGCGGCGGCUCCGUCAUCAACAGCAGGUACGUGCUGACGGCGGCGCACUGCGCGCCCAACACGACCAGGGACGUCGAGGUCCUGCUCCAGGAGCACCGCCUGGGCGUCAGCGACGGCGAGCUUCGGUUCGGCAUACAGCGGGCGCUCUUACACCCGUGGUACGCGUCAGCUGCCGUCCUCGGGUACGACUUCGCGCUGCUGCGGCUGGCCACGCCCGUCGCGUUCCCGGCCGACAACUCACUCGCCCCGAUCUGCCUGCCCAGCGCCGGGCAUGACUUUACCGGCGCCGACGCCGAGCAGGAGUGCGCGCGCGCCUACCUGCGCGCGCAGCCGCCGCGCGUCAUCACCGGCUCCAUGCUGUGUGCCGGCCGUAGCGGCGGCGGCCGGGACUCAUGCCAGGGCGACAGCGGAGGUCCGCUGAUCAGUCUGGAGCGUGGCCGGUACGCGCUGGUCGGCGUCGUCUCCUGGGGGCAGGGUUGCGCGCUGCCCGACUUCCCGGGCGUCUACAGCCGCGUGGCCAAGGUGCUGUCCUGGAUCCGGGCCAACACCGCUGACGGCGCCUACUGCGAGUAGACGCCGAUACGCCCGCUGACUCAGUCUCCGACAUCGACACCCGUGCGUGAAAUGCCAGCGCAGUGUUGAUUGCGAAAUGAGGUGGUAGAGUUCUUGAAGCAAUUACUCCAAUUUCAAAGAACCACUCACGUGAUGAGUGAACGUGAACGUGAACGUGAACCACCCACGUGAACAGAAGACGCACGAA